AUGGAUAAAAAAUACCAUGAGUUGCCAUUAUUUGAUUUUGUAGCUGUUGCAUCUGCUACGGGUAACUUCUCUGAAUCAAACAAACUAGGAGAAGGUGGUUUUGGUCGAGUUUACAAGGGUGUGCUAUUUAAGGGACAAGAUAUGGCAGCCAAGAGACUUUCACGUAAUUCUAGGCAAGGUCUUGAAGUGUUUGAGAAUGAAGUUAUAAUAUUAGCUAAGCUUCAACAUACGAACCUUAUCAGACUUCUAGGGUGUUGCAUUGAAGAAAAUGAAAGGGUGCUAAUCUAUGAGUACAUGCCAAACAAAAGCUUGGACUACUUUAUUUUUGAUCAGGAUAAAAGAACAUUCCUGAAUUGGCCAAAGCGAUUUGACAUUGUAAUGGGAAUUGUUCAAGGACUUCUCUACCUCCAUCAUGAUUCAAGUUUGCGAAUCAUUCAUAGGGAUCUAAAGUCCAGCAAUAUCUUACUAGACAAUGAUUUGAACCCCAAAAUUUCAGACUUUGGCAUAGCUAAAAUUGUUGAAGGUGACCAACUUGAAGCAGAAACAAAGCAAGUGGCAGGGACAUGUGGUUAUAUGUCCCCGGAGUAUGCAAUCAAUGGAAAAUUUUCAGUAAAAUCAGAUGUGUUUGGUUUUGGGGUUCUUUUGCUAGAGAUAGCAUGGCUGCUGUGGAAUGACAACAGGGAUUUAGAGCUGCUGGAUCCAUGUUUGAGGCAUUCAUGUGUUGAAUCUCAGGUGCUUAGGUGUAUACAAGUGGGUUUGCUUUGUGCUCAAAAACUUGCAGAGAAUAGGCCAAUUAUGUCAGAUGUAGCAGUCAUGUUGGGCAACGAAGAGGUCACAUUGCCUGAACCGAAAGAGCCUGGUUUUUUCACAGAAAGGCGUGCCCGUGAUACAGAUACAUCGACUGAUGAUAGAAUCUGUUGCACUAAAAAUUCAGUGACUAUAACAAUGUUGGAAGCUAGAUAA
Messenger RNA from Theobroma cacao (cacao), 963 nucleotides. RefSeq names its product receptor-like serine/threonine-protein kinase SD1-6. Gene Ontology annotation, biological process: protein phosphorylation. Gene Ontology annotation, molecular function: ATP binding; protein serine/threonine kinase activity. Gene Ontology annotation, cellular component: plasma membrane. NCBI's taxonomy places the organism in Eukaryota, Viridiplantae, Streptophyta, Magnoliopsida, Malvales, Malvaceae. The record is from RefSeq and is a predicted model, not a curated record.